UUUGUACAAUUUGGAAACAAAAUGUUUGUUUCACAGCAGCCUCAGACUCAUUUUACUACAUUUUAGGAUUCGGUUGAGCUUCAUUUUUGUGAAAUCGCUACACCUAAUUCGGAUUUCCAGUGCACGUCAUAUUAAAGUUUACGUAAAUUAUCUCAUUAUUCGCGCGUAUAUCACAAAUGUAACGGGAAAUCCAUAUGAAAUGUCAAAUCUGUACAAACUGGAUGUCAAUAAGAGUGACAUGUUUCACUUGGUAUUAUACAUUUUGAUCGAACCUUUCAGAAUUUACUCUCGAUAAUCAGUGUGUUGCAGCUUAGCUAAAUGUUAAAUAACACCAUCUCCGUCUAAAUUCUCUGCUUAAAUUUAAU
Messenger RNA from Bactrocera latifrons, 365 nucleotides. RefSeq lists its product as uncharacterized. Lineage: Eukaryota; Metazoa; Arthropoda; Insecta; Diptera; Tephritidae. The record is from RefSeq and is a predicted model, not a curated record.